AUGUCGAGCCGACAGCUUCGAAAGCUGCAGAAGCAGCGAGAGCUCGAAGAGGUGUCAAAUACUGUCGAGAAGGACUCGGAAGAGAGCGAAGAUGACCAGUUGCCGGUUGCGCCUAAGCCCCGAGUUAGUCUCUUUGCGGCUCUGGGUGGCGAUGAUGAAGACGAUGCGCAGGACGAAGAAGAGGAAGAGCAACAGCCAGAAGAGGAAGUGAGUGAGAUCAAGCAGCCCGUCACGACAGGGAAGAGCAAGAAGAACAAAAAGAAGAAGAAGAAGGCAGCAAAGGCAAAGACUCCCCUACCCGAGGACGACGAGGACGAAAUCGACAAAGCGAUCAAGGAACUCAACCUGACGACAUCAAAAUCUGCGGACCCUUCUGCUGCAGACGAUCCGGAAGUUCAGACCCGUCGAAUUAACGAACUUCUCUCGAUCAACCCAUACCACCUCAAAGUCGCAAACGAGAUGAAGAACCUGUUUGGCAGUGACAUUAUCCAGUCUGCCGAGGCAGAGGAAGAGCAAGAACGCAACCGUCGAUUCCGAGGAAAUGCACCCCGGGAAGUCGAUAUCGAGACUUUCUUACGAGGCCCUCCUGGCCAGCCCAAACUACCAGAAAUAUCGCUUCGCAGAAAUGUCUUCAUUCAAGGUCGUGAGCACUGGCCAAAGCAGAGUGCUGGUGGACUUACAAUGAAGGAGAUCAAGAAGGCGAACGACGGUUCUUGGACAGAGUACGCCUAUCUUCACGACAAGAACUACGAUGCCACGCAAGCAUUCUUCUUUACUUGUGUGCAGAUCGGAGACCCUAUGCGCAUGGUUCAUCUACUCAAAGAGUUUCCAUAUCAUGUUUCCACACUCCUGCAGGUCAGUAGCGUGGCUAAACAAGAUCAGAACAUGGCUCUUGCAGCUGAGCUUUGCGAGCGCGCUCUUUUCACGUUUGGUCGUGUGACCACUAAUGCCUUCCGUCAGAACAUUGAGCAUGGCAAGGCACGUCUCGACUUUUGUCGACCCGAGAACAGACAGUUAUGGCUUGCAGGAUACCACUAUCUCAAGAGUCUUAUUAGAAAGGGUACCUACCGUACAGCGUUGGAGUGGGCCAAGCUCCUCUACUCUUUAGAUCACAAGGAUCCCUAUGGCAUGCGCCACUUUAUUCACCUAUUGGCUAUCCGUGCCCGGGAGAGUCGCUGGUUGGUCGACUUUGUGAACGAGCUGGAGAAGACGAGCGAUAACCGUGAUACAAUUUACUUGCGACAAUCAUUGGUACUGGCCCACCUGCAACUGGGCGAUAUUGCUCAAGCAACGGAGGAGCUGGAGAAGGGCAUGCGACGAGUCCCGUGGCUCUACUGCGGGCUGUUCCAGGAGUUGAAUCUCGAUACACCACCAUCAAUCUGGGGUAUCAGUGCCGAUUCAAACCCGCGGUCGUUCUGGAUCAAGCUCUAUAUCCAUCAAGCUAAGGAUCUCUGGAACAACGCACAGGCUACCUCUCUCCUCGAAAAGGUGGCCAAGAACCUUGAAAAGGUUGAUACAAGCGUUUUACCUGCUGAUGAUUCUCCACCUGACCAAGGAGUCACUAGACUCACUUUCCUCGAAGGUCAGACAUCACUUAUCGCAUUGGCACCACGGGAAUACCUAGACGUGCAACCCAACUACGAAUUUGACCCGCUGCCACCACCAGAGGAGGAGAAUAUCUUUUCAGGACACGGCACGAGAUUACCUUGGGAAGAUAGACAACGGGGUGGUGCACAGAGACCCGUGAAUGAGAUCGAAGAGCGUUUGCGCAACAUUUUUGCGCGUCGCGCUGCUGCUGCGGCUCCUGCGAAUGGGGCGGGAGAAGGGGAGGUCGACAGCGACGAUGAAGCCGCACUCCUUGCGCAACUAGAUGACGAAGAACUAGAACGGGACCUAGCGGCUGCGCGGAAUGGUAGCGACGGCGGCGUCCUUGGGGUUUUGAUGCAGUUGCUUGGCGUUCAAACCGGGCCGACUGGUGAGAGGGCAGAUGAGGCUGAUGCUGAUCAGGACCAAGACAGAGAGACUGGGGCUGGUGCCGGAGCUGGGUCUGGGUCUGGCACUGACGGCGGUGUUCCAGGGGCUUGGCCUGAGGAUCAUUGA
Messenger RNA from Fusarium venenatum, 2100 nucleotides. Its product is annotated as transcriptional repressor TCF25-domain-containing protein. Gene Ontology annotation, cellular component: RQC complex. Lineage: Eukaryota; Fungi; Ascomycota; Sordariomycetes; Hypocreales; Nectriaceae. The record is from RefSeq and is a predicted model, not a curated record. Gene Ontology annotation, biological process: ribosome-associated ubiquitin-dependent protein catabolic process; rescue of stalled cytosolic ribosome.